Messenger RNA from Amborella trichopoda, 2288 nucleotides. RefSeq names its product peptidyl-prolyl cis-trans isomerase FKBP62. Gene Ontology annotation, molecular function: protein binding; peptidyl-prolyl cis-trans isomerase activity. The record is from RefSeq and is a predicted model, not a curated record. Lineage: Eukaryota; Viridiplantae; Streptophyta; Magnoliopsida; Amborellales; Amborellaceae.
ACACGUGCUAUUUCUCGCACGAGAAAAUUGGCAACACGAGUGCGCAAACGCGUUGCAUUUGCUCUCUCCCUCUCUCUGGACAGUGUCCAAACCAGUAAUGGUGAACGCAAGCUUCGAUCUUCGUUCUCUCUCUAAAUUUUGAAAGAAGCCCAGAAAAUAGAGAGUUUUUUUUACUUCUCUCUGCACAAUGAUGGCUCCCAAGGACACUGACAUCUCGGAUAUAGAAGACGAUGACUUGGAAGAAGAACCAGGAGAAGAGAUAGAAUCUGCACCUCCAUUGGAAGCAUGCGAAGAGAGGGAAAUAAACCGCAUGGGAUUAAAGAAGAAGCUCAUCAAGUCUGGUUCUGGUUAUGAGACCCCAGCAUACAAUGACGAGGUUAUAGUUCAUUAUGUCGGUGCCUUAGUCGAUGGAACCCAGUUUGUUUCAAGCAGAGAUGGGGGAGAGCCUUCCACCAUUAAGAUUGGUCAUGGCCAAGUUGUUGCGGGAUUGGAGUGCGGGAUCAUUACAAUGAGGAGGGGAGAAACUGCAUUGUUCACAGUGCCCCCUAAUAUGGCAUAUGGAGCAAGUGGGGCUCCUGGUGUUCCCCCUGAUUUUGAGGUUCGAUUUGAGGUUGAACUCAUUUCUUGGUUUUCUGUUAUUGAUGUUAGGAAGGAUGGGGGUGUUAUGAAAAAGAUUUUGUCUAAGGGAACUGGAAAUGAUACCCCUGGUGAUUUGGAUGAAGUUACAGUUAAAUACGAAGUAAUGCUCGUCGAUGGACAGGUGGUUGCGAAAACUCCUGAAGAAGGACUGGAAUUUUGUGUCAAAGAUGGUCAUCUUUGUCCUGCACUACCAAGGGUUGUGAAGACAAUGAGAAGGGGAGAGAAGGCCAUGGUAACAGUUGAACCUCGAUAUGCCUUCAAGGAACAGGGAAGAAGUGCUGAAAAUGGAUUUUCUGCUAUCCCCCCCAAUGCAACUUUAAGCAUUGAUCUUGAGCUAAUAUCUUUCAAGUCGGUAGUUGAUGUUUUAGGUUAUAUGAGUGUCUUGAAAAAGAUAUUGAAGGAAGGUGAUGGCCCAUCUGCAAAUGAAGGAGCAGUCGCAAGGGUUAGGUUUUCUGGUUUGCUUGAAGAUGGAACACUUUUUGAGAAGAAGGGCUUUGAUGGCGACGAUCUUUUUGAGUUUGUGAUUGAUGAAGAACAAGUAAUUUAUGGACUAGAUCGGGCUGCGGCAACAAUGAAGAAGGGUGAAAUAUCCAUCGUGACUAUAAAACCAGAAUAUGGAUUUGGAAAUAUUGAAGCUGAACGGGAUCUUGCCAUAGUGCCUGCAUUCUCCACUGUGGUUUAUGAACUUGAGAUGGUGGACUUCACUAAGGAAGAGGAAUCCUGGGAGAUGGAUACUCAUGAGAGAAUUAAGGCUGCAGAGACGAAGAAAGAAGAAGGCAAUGUUCUAUAUAAGAUCGGGAAGUACACGCGAGCUGCAAAAAAAUAUGAUAAGGCAAUGGAUUAUGUAAGAGAAGAUGACUCCUUUGAAGACAAUCAGAUGAAGCUAGUCAAAGCUUUGAAGGUGUCUUGUUGGCUGAAUAAUGGUGCUUGUAGCCUUAAACUAGAUGAGUAUAAGGGAGCUAUCAACUUAUGUUCAAAGGUACUUAAUGUUGAGUCCCAAAAUGUGAAGGCCCUGUAUAGACGAGCACAAGCAUAUAUGGGAACAUCUGAUUUGGAUCUAGCUGAGUUGGAUCUCAAAAAGGCCCUCGAGGUUGAUCCACAAAACAGGGAAGUGAAAGCCCUACAUAAGACUCUGAAACAGAUGCAGAUUGAGAGCAAUAAAAGAGAUGCAAAGCUCUUUGGUAACAUGUUCUCACGGAUGAGGAAGGAUGAAUGUAUGGGAUCAAAGAAGUUGAAGUUGGAAAGCCAGGAAAAGGAGAAGGGAAAGGAAGGUGCAGUAUCAAUGGACAUGGAAACACCUUCAAUUAGCACAGCACAGCCUUGUGAUGCAAUGUGGGUAGAUUCCUCGUAAACCUUAUAGCAAAUCAACACAACGUUUGUCUGUCUUGCUACACCUUUGGAGCUUGAUUUGCACCUAAUUUGUGUGUGUAGGGGUGUAUGUGUGUGUGCGUGUGAGAGAGAGAGAGAGAGAGAGCUGUUGGCAGUUAUAAAGAUAGUUGUCAUAUUUUGGUACCAAUGACAUGUGUGAGUGAGUGUGUAUGUAUGUGUGUAUGUGUGUUUGUGUGUGUGUAACGAUAAAAAUAACCAUGUGUGUAAUGAUAAACAUAACCGUUGUUUUUCUUUUGAAAAUGAGUAUUACCUUUUAGUGA